AUGGCUGACUAUGGGCUAUGGCAUUCGAGAAUACCAGCACAUUACAUUACGAUUGAAAGCUUGGAAAAUGAUACUCACAUUCGGCACUCAACACUACUCCCGUGGUUGCAGAAUGGGCAGGAAAAGACAGUGUCAAGCUUGUCCAUCCGCUUCUUAGGAGGUGGCUUAGCAGCUGACUUUCUCUUCCCCAUGGUUCAGCUUCUUUUCUUCCUGGCUGGUGCUCGUCGGCGGCAAGGAGGCGGCAAAGGGACCGGCGAAGACCUGGGCACCUGGAGAAGGGCGGCGGCGACGACGGUCGCCCAGCUGUCGCAAGACAAACGAAUCGCGGGAGACGGCGGAUCGAGGGCUACCUUCUCCGGCGGCGGAUACGUCGCCCUUGGUUCGCCUCCUUCGCCCUCCGCGGAGUUUUCCGAGCGCGCGGUCGUGUGGACGAAGGAACCGGCUGCGGGGGAGAAAUCCGGCGUAGCGUGCCCAUCCAUUUAGCGGGAGAGAGAAGGAAUCGGGAGGCGAGAGGAGGAGGAGGAGGAAGCCGGUGAAGGGGAUAGGGGCACACUGUAGCCCCUAAAUCGGCUACAGUGUUAGGGGAGGGGGAGCCAAGGGUGCACCGUUGAACAUAGUCUCAGUAGACCAAGGGAGGAAUAAGGAACAGUAAGCAACAAGAAACAGAUAUGCAUGCUAAUCACAUAGCCACAUAGGUACCGCAGAAUCAGCAAACAGCAGCAGCAUGCUACCAUCCAAGUAAUAAAAAUAAAUAACAACAGCAUAGAUGAGCACGAAAUGGAUAGUAAGGCCUCAGUGGUAGCUUUAUCACACCAUUUCCAAUGUCACCACGUCAACCAGAGUAAGAUGAAAUAAAGCAUGAAAUAUGCUCUCUUGAUGAAGAGUUUCAUGACACAAUUUCAUAGACUAACAUAUUACAAAAUGUUAAAUAUAAAUAACUAUAGGAACAGAUAAAAUAGAUGGAGAUAAAAUAAAUUGUUCAGUGGUAGUUUCACACGCUUUCCAAUACCUUGGAAACAUGUUGGCAUAGUUAGUUUCAACUAUUUCAUAAUAAAUAUACUGUAAUGUCGUCAAAAAUCCUAUGUGGUAUACUAAUUAAUGUUAUAAAAUAUCUAAUUAAACUUCCAUUGUGAAUGGACUAAGAGCAUCUUCAAGCCUGUCUUAAAUCAAUGCCCUAAAUAUAGGGCUCAACUUCUAAAAAAACACCUCCAACAAAUCCUAUGUGGUAUACUAAUUAAUGUUAUAAAAUAUCUAAUUAAACUUCCAUUGUGAAUGGACUAAGAGCAUCUCCAAGCCUGUCUUAAAUCAAUGCCCUAAAUAAAGGGCUCAACUUCUAAAAAAACACCUCCAACAGUACCUUAUUUUACAAAUUUUUAAAAAAAUAUAUAUAGAACUCAUCAUAAGGUGACUCAAAUAUACUACACAUCAUAUUAGUGUUCUAUCCUUAUUUCCUAGAUCAUUAUGAACAUUUUCUUUCCUAAUAAUAUAAUUUACUUCUUAAAAUACAUUAUUUAAGGUCUAACUGUUGCAUCUCAAUUUAUUUUUUAGUGCUCUGCACACAUUAAAUGAUGUAGUAUUUUAAUUUUUAGGCACCUUUGGAGAUGCUCCAAAUAACAAUCAG
Zea mays is the source of this 1621-nucleotide messenger RNA. RefSeq lists its product as uncharacterized. The transcript has 3 exons. NCBI's taxonomy places the organism in Eukaryota, Viridiplantae, Streptophyta, Magnoliopsida, Poales, Poaceae. The coding region runs from base 1 to 483 and encodes 160 amino acids. The record is from RefSeq and is a predicted model, not a curated record.